This is a messenger RNA of Pogona vitticeps (central bearded dragon), 1650 nucleotides long. The record is from RefSeq and is a predicted model, not a curated record. NCBI's taxonomy places the organism in Eukaryota, Metazoa, Chordata, Lepidosauria, Squamata, Agamidae.
AAGAACAGGAAAAGAAAAAUCGCCCAGCAACACCUGGGGCAUCCUCAGCAGAAACACAUGAACAAGGAAAAAACAGAAUUGAAAAUCCAACAGGACAGGAAUAGAUGUCACAUGAAAGAACUCAUGCAAGGGAGAAACCAAAUAAAUGCAUGUCACCUCAGUAGACAUCAAAUAACUCAUAUAGAGCAGAAAGAGUAUCCAUGCAUGGAAUGUGGAAAGAGCUUCAGCCGGAAGGAUCACUUGCAUUCACAUCAACGAACUCACACUGGGGAGAAACCAUAUAAAUGCAUGGAAUGUAGAAAGAGCUUCAGACACAGCAGUUACCUUAGUUCACAUCAAAGAACUCACACUGGGGAGAAACCAUAUACAUGCAUGGAUUGUGGAAAGAGCUUUGGUCACAGUAGUUACCUUAGUUCACAUCAAAGAACUCACACUGGGGAGAAACCAUAUACAUGCAUCAAAUGUGGAAAGAGUUUCAGUCACAGUAGUCACCUGAGUUCACAUCAAAGAACUCACACUGGAGAGAAGCUGUAUAAUUGUAUGGAAUGUGGAAAGAGCUUCAGUCGGAGUGGUCAUCUGAGUUCACAUCAAAGAACUCACACUGGGGAGAAACCAUAUAAAUGCAUGGAAUGUGGAAAGAGUUUCCGUCUCAGUAGUGUACUGAUUUCACAUCACAGAACUCACACUGGGGAGAAACCAUAUGAAUGCAUGGAAUGUGGAAAGAGUUUCUGUCUCAGUAGUGUCCUGAUUUCACAUCACAGAACUCACACUGGGGAGAAACCAUAUACAUGCAUGGAAUGUGGGAAGACCUUCAGUCAGAGCAGUGCCCUGAGUUUACAUCACGGUACUCACACUGGGAAUAAACCAUAUGCAUGCAUGGAAUGUGGGAAGAACUUCAGUUGUAGGAGUCACCUGAGUUCACAUCAAAGAACUCACACUGGGGAGAAACCAUAUACAUGCAUGGAAUGUGGGAAGAACUUCAGUUGUAGGAGUCACCUGAGUUCACAUCAAAGAACUCACACCGGAGAGAAGCGGUAUACAUGCAUGGAAUGUGGAAAGAGUUUCAGUCACAGCACCAUUUUAGUUACACAUCAAAGAACUCACACUGGGGAAAAACUGUAUAACUGCAUGGAAUGUGGAAAGGGCUUCAGUUACAGCAGUGAACUGAGUAGACAUCAGAGAACUCACACUGGGGAGAAACCAUAUACAUGCAUGGAAUGUGGAAAGUGUUUCAGUCAGAGCAGUGCCCUGAAUUCACAUCAAAGAACUCACACCGGGGAAAAACCAUAUCAAUGCAUAGAAUGUGGAAAGAGUUUCAGUCAGAGCUGUCAACUGAGUUCACAUCAAAGAACUCACACCAGGGAGAAACCAUAUCAGUGCAUAGAAUGUGGAAAGAGUUUCAGUCAGAGCUGUCAACUGAGUUCACAUCAAAGAACUCACACCAGGGAGAAACCAUAUCAGUGCAUAGAAUGUGGAAAGAGUUUCAGUCAGAGCUGUCAACUGAGUUCACAUCAAAGAACUCACACCAGGGAGAAACCAUAUCAGUGCAUAGAAUGUGGAAAGAGUUUCAGUCAGAGCUGUCAACUGAGUUCACAUCAAAGAACUCACACCAGGGAGAAACCAUAUCAGUGCAUAGAAUGUGGAAAGAGU